This is a messenger RNA of Pyrus x bretschneideri (Chinese white pear), 793 nucleotides long. RefSeq names its product heterogeneous nuclear ribonucleoprotein Q. The record is from RefSeq and is a predicted model, not a curated record. NCBI's taxonomy places the organism in Eukaryota, Viridiplantae, Streptophyta, Magnoliopsida, Rosales, Rosaceae. Gene Ontology annotation, molecular function: RNA binding.
AUGUGCAACAUUACGCAUGUUAAGGCUGUGUAUGUCAAGAAUUUACCAAAAGACAUUACUCAGGAUCAGCUGAAGGAUCUGUUUGAACAUCAUGGAAAGAUCACAAAGGUGGUUCUCCCACCUGCAAAAGCGGGACAGGAAAAGAGCAGAUUUGGUUUUGUGCACUUUGCGGAAAGGGCAUGUGCCAUGAAGGCAUUGAAGAACACUGAAAAAUAUGAAAUUGAUGGUCAAGUUUUGGAGUGUUCUCUUGCAAAACCACAAUCAGAUCAGAAGUCUUCUGGAUCAUCAACUCAACAACGGUCAGCCUUACUUCCGACCUACCCACCACGUCUUGGUUAUGGCAUGGUAGGGGGUAGUCAGUAUGGUGGUGGCUUAGGUGCUGGAUAUGGUGGUCCGGGAAUUGCGCAACCACUGAUAUACGGUAGGGGACCAACUCCUGCUGGCAUGGCAAUGAUGCCUAUGCUUUUGCCUGAUGGAAGGAUUGGAUAUGUCCUGCAACAGCCGGGAGUACAACCACAGAUGCCUCCACCGCAAUCCCGAGGUGGAAGAAGUGGUGGCGGUGGCAGCUCAAGUGGUGGAAGGCAAAGCGGUGAGAGCAGUCGUGGCCGCAGUCGCUACAACCCGUAUUAAUUAGUGAGUUCUGUCUCUUGUUUCAAGAAAACGGAAAUAAGAUGGCGUCUUGGAUUGACAAUCAAGUACUUUGGGCGUACGAAGGAAUGUACACAUUUGUGGUUGUGCAGUUGGUUUUAAGUUACAAAAUCAAAUGUAGUUUGAUUCUGCCGACGCCCGUGUG